ACCUUCAGAAGUUCAAAGUAUUGCCAGUCGAUAUGUAGCCAUAUCAGUCCCCUGCAGAGCGUUGUUAGUGCUGCAUGGACUCUAUAGCACCGACACAAUGUAUUCCCGCUCUCCUUGGGGACACCUCUCGUUUCUAAGUCUGGUGUCAUUUCUCCUUCUCCUUCCUGCACCGUGCUGCCAUGGAGGAAAAGUCCUGGUCUUUCCUGUCGAUGGAAGCCACUGGAUCAACAUGAAGGUACUGAUCGAGGAGCUCCAUGCCAGAGGCCACACCAUCACAGUGGUCAGACCCUCCACCAGCUGGUACAUCACUGAGGAGUCAGCUCUAUACACCUCCAUCACCAUCAAGGAGAAAGAAUCCUUAUACAGCUUCUUCGAGACCUUCCUACAGAAGUACUUUAAGGCUCAGCAAGAGGUGGUAUCAACAAUGAAGUUCUUCCAACUAACCAUGGAGUUCCUCAGUAUGAUAAAAGAAGCCCACAUCCUGGCUUGCGACACACUGGCUCGCAUGUUCGACGACAAGGAGCUGAUGAAGAGUCUCCAGGACGCUCAGUAUGACAUGAUGCUCACCGACCCUGCUAUUGCUGGAGGGCUGCUGAUGGCCCACUACCUCAAACUGCCUGUGGUGCUCAACGCCCGUUGGAUCACCAGCGGGGAGGGCCAUUUUGUCAUCGCCCCCUCUCCCUUGUCCUACAUCCCGGUCCCAGGGUCUGGAUUCACUGACAAGAUGACCUUCGUCCAACGGGUCCAAAACAUGCUGCACUACAGCAUCAUCGUGUAUCAGCAGAGGUUCAUGGUUGGGCCGAGUUAUGACGCAAUUUGCGCCAAGUACUUCGAAGGGGGAUGUGACAUCAUCUCCUUGAUCCAGGAAGCUGACAUCUGGCUGAUGAGGUCUGACUUUGUGUUUGACUUCCCCCGUCCCACCAUGCCCAACGUCGUCUACAUGGGGGGGUUCCAGUGCAAGCCGGCCCAGCCCCUGCCUCCAGACCUGGAGGAGUUUGUCCAGAGUGCCGGGGAGCAUGGGGUGAUCGUCAUGUCUCUGGGGACUCUUGUCAAUGCACUUCCUGUUGAUAUCACAGACCAGAUCGCCAGCGUGUUCGCCAAGCUGCCUCAGAAGGUGAUCUGGAGGCACCGGGGCAAGAGGCCCUCCACUCUGGGCAACAACACUCUUCUGGUGGACUGGAUGCCCCAGAAAGACCUCCUGGGUCACCCCCAGACCAGAGCCUUUGUGGCCCACGGAGGAACCAAUGGUGUCCAGGAGGCCAUCUACCACGGCACCCCAGUGCUGGGGAUACCCCUGUUCUUUGACCAGUAUGACAAUCUUCUGCGUCUGCAGGAGAGAGGUGCUGCCAAGAUCCUGGAGCUGGCCAUGUUCAACGGACCCAGUUUCCAGCAGGCUCUGAACCAGGUGCUCACCCACACCCCCUACAGGGAGAACAUGCAGAGGCUGUCCCGCCUGCACAGGGACCAGCCCAUCAAGCCCAUGGACAAGGCCCUCUUCUGGUUGGAGUUUGUGAUGCGACACAAAGGGGCGUCUCACCUCCAUACGUCAGCCAACAGGAUGCCCUGGUACUCUUACCACUCUGUGGACGUGUUGCUACUGCUGCUGGCUGCCGGGGGAGGAGUCUUUCUCUCUACUGGGCUCCUGAUCAGGAUCCUCUGGAGAACCUGCCGGAAGAACAGGAACAAAACCAAACAACACUGACACCAGUAGCAGAAUCACAUUACUGGAAACCAAGACUGUUCACAGGGCAGACCUGGAUAUAGCUAAAUAGUUUUAAUUCUACCAUUUUAGAUAACCCUAACCCUAAACUUAAUGUAGUUCUCCUAAACCACUGGGUAAGUUCUCUUAACCUGCUACAAAAAGUCACUUCUGUUAGUAAAAAUGAGCAGACACUGCCCUGAGAGCAGUGUUAGUAUCCACUAAUUAGAUAAAGCCCAUUAGAUGUUCUUUAAUCUAUAUGAAUUAUAAAUCUGUACUUAUAUCAGGAACAACAUCAAACAACUUAUUAAAACCUUCAACAACCUUGCACCCACAGUGCCUUCAGAAAGUAUUCACAUCCCUUGACUUGUUUAACAUGUUGAUGUUUUACAACCUGAAUUUUAAAUCGAUUAAAAAAAAAAGAUUUAAAAAAA
Messenger RNA from Oncorhynchus masou masou (cherry salmon), 2133 nucleotides. Its product is annotated as UDP-glucuronosyltransferase 2C1-like. Bases 98 to 1702 code for a protein of 534 amino acids. The transcript has 5 exons. Lineage: Eukaryota; Metazoa; Chordata; Actinopteri; Salmoniformes; Salmonidae. The record is from RefSeq and is a predicted model, not a curated record. Gene Ontology annotation, molecular function: UDP-glycosyltransferase activity.